AUGGGCGGAAUGGAUACAGACCAAUUAUAUUCCGUGCGCUGGAAUGAAUUCCACACAAGUAUUAUAACAUCAUUCAGACAUUUACUCGAUCAAGAAGACUUUAUAGAUGUUACUAUCGCUUGUGAUGGUCAUUCAUUUACUGCACAUAAAGUUGUGCUCUCUGCAUGUAGUCCUUACUUCAGAUCUCUGCUCAAGGCAAAUCCAUGCCAACAUCCCAUUGUAAUCCUUCGUGAUGUUAAGAAACAAGAAAUGGAAGCAUUAUUAAGUUUCAUGUACAAUGGAGAAGUUCGGAUCAAUCAAGAACAUUUACCAGAGUUUUUAAAGACUGCUCGUAGCUUGCAAGUACGAGGUCUCGUUGACUUUACUAAAGAAAACCAACCGUCCUCGUGGGGAAGUUCAAGCGUAGUUCCAGUUGAUGUUGUUGGAAAAAAUAAAGCCAGUGAUAAUUUACCUAGCCCACCAUAUAAAAGACAACGCAAUAACUCUGAACAGUUGACUACUCAACCAUUGACUCCUAGUAGUAGUUAUAAUGCUGAUAGAGAUAAAGAUACACCAUCACUGCUCGUUCAAGCAUUGGAAUUGAAUCAAUCGCAGUCAAGUCAGAACAAAAAUACAGUAGACUCGUCAGUCACUGGUCAUUCGUCUGACGAAGAAGAUAGCAAUUCUGGAGAUUCAGAUGGCAGUCAUACAGUUAAUGAUACACGUUCAAAUGUAAAUCAACAAAACAAUGACAUAGUUAUUCAACCUCAAAUAUCUCAGGCCCAACAUUCAAAACUAGAACCUGUAGAUUUUUUAUCAAGUAGUGGAAAUAAUCAUGACCUACACAAUACAUCAAUCUCGAUUGAGCAACAGUCCAGGCAUUCUUUUCCUACAUCAAUUUCAUCUGGAGUUUCAAUUAUAAGUAGCUUACAAGGAUUACCAGGUCUAUUACCAGGUCCAUCAGGCAUCCACAACAAUAACCAAGAAAACAGCUACGGUGAGUGA
This is a messenger RNA of Macrosiphum euphorbiae (potato aphid), 984 nucleotides long. NCBI's taxonomy places the organism in Eukaryota, Metazoa, Arthropoda, Insecta, Hemiptera, Aphididae. The record is from the annotation of a GenBank genome assembly.